Messenger RNA from Colletotrichum chrysophilum, 1503 nucleotides. RefSeq lists its product as uncharacterized. The record is from RefSeq and is a predicted model, not a curated record. The transcript has a single exon. Bases 1 to 1503 code for a protein of 500 amino acids. Gene Ontology annotation, molecular function: aldehyde dehydrogenase (NAD+) activity. Lineage: Eukaryota; Fungi; Ascomycota; Sordariomycetes; Glomerellales; Glomerellaceae.
AUGGCACCACAGGAGCAGGACCGUCACGCUUUCUAUGCGGGGAAGCCCCAACCCGACUCGGAAUCCCCAGGCACCUUCCAGUCCAUCGAUCCUGCCACGGCGAAGCCCGUCUGUACCAUCCACACCACCUCAUCCUCCGGCAUCAACGCUGCCGUCGAUGCCGCAAAGGCUGCCUUCCUCUCAUGGUCCAGUACGCCCCCCAUUGAGCGCUCUCGCAUCCUGCUCAAGGCCGUCGCCCUCCUCCGCGAGCGCAACGACGACCUGGCCAAGAUCGAGACCCUCGACACCGGCAAGGCCUUCUCAGAGACUCAGUACGUCGACGUCGUGACCGGCGCCGAUGUCCUCGAGUACUUCGCCAACCUCGUCGCCAGCGGCGGCCUCAACGGCGAGUCCUUCCGCCUGAGGAACUCCGCCUGGGUCUACACCACCAAGGAGCCCCUCGGCGUCUGCGCGGGCAUCGGCGCCUGGAACUACCCCAUCCAGAUCGCCCUCUGGAAGUCCGCGCCAUGCCUGGCCGCCGGCAACUGCAUGGUCUACAAGCCCAGCGAGUUCACCCCGCUCCACGCCGAGUACCUCGCCUCCAUCUACAGGGAGGCCGGCGUCCCUGACGGCGUUUUCAACGUCGUCUACGGCGCGGGCGACGUCGGCGCCGCCCUCACCACGCACCCCGACAUCGCCAAGGUCAGCUUCACCGGCCAGGUCAGCACCGGCAAGAAGGUCGCCGGCUCCGCCGCGGGCGGCAUGAAGUACGUGACCAUGGAGCUCGGCGGCAAGAGCCCCGUCAUCGUCCUCCCGGACGCGGACGUCGAGCAAGCCGUCGACGGCGCCAUGCUCGCCAACUUCUACAGCUCCGGCCAGGUCUGCACCAACGGCACGCGCGUCUUCAUCCCCAAGGCCAUGAAGGCCGAUUUCGAGCGCGCCGUGCUCGAGAAGAUCCAGUACGUCCGCGCGGGCGACCUCUUCGACCCCGCGACCAACUUUGGCCCGCUCAACAGCAAGACGCACCUUGAGAAGGUGCAGGCGUACGUCCGCAAGGGCGUCAUGGAGGACAAGGCGACGCUACUGGUCGGCGGCACGAGCCAGCCCAAGGGCCUGCCGUCGGCGUACAAGAGCGGCCACUGGAUCCAGCCGUCCGUCUUCACCGACUGCACCGACGAGAUGACGAUCGUCAAGGAGGAGAUCUUCGGGCCCGUCAUGUGCGUGUUGACAUACGACAGUGUCGAUGAGGCGGUGCGUCGCGCCAACACGACGGAGCUGGGUCUCGCCGCGGGCGUGUUCGGCAGAGAUGUCGACGAGUGCCACAAGGUGAUUUCACAGCUCGAGGCUGGUAUUACGUGGAUCAACACGUGGGGCGAGUCGCCCGCGGAGAUGGCUGUUGGUGGAUGGAAGCAGAGCGGUGUUGGUGUCGAGAACGGACGCAAGGGUCUGGAGGCCUGGGUACGGAAUAAGAGCACCCUCGUCGAGAUGGGCGGCGCCGUGCCGACGGUGUUCUCCAAGUUGUAA